AUGGUCGAGUUUGCUUGUGGACUCGCUAACAGCAAGAAAGCCUUCUUGUGGGUGAUUAGGCCUGACAUGGUGAAGUGUGACUCAAUGAUUGUACCCCACAAGUUUUUAAGUGAAACCAAAGACAGAGGCAUUGUGGUAAGUUGGUGCCCACAAGAGGAUGUGCUAAGCCACCCAUCAAUCGGAGGAUUCUUGACCCAUUGCGGAUGGAACUCGAUGACUGCAAGCAUGUGCGCAGGAGUGCCUGUGCUCUGCUGGCCGUUCUUUGCCGACCAGCAGACAAACUGUAGGCUCGCGUGCGUUGAAUGGGGCAUUGGCAUGGAGAUCGAUUGUAAUGUGAAAAGGGAUGAAGUGGAGAAGCUUGUGAGAGAGUUGAUGGAGGGAGAGAAGGGUAAGGAGAUGAGGAAACAUGCCAUGAAGUGGAAGAAAAUGGCAGAGGAAGCAGUUGGUGCAGAUGGCUGUUCAAACUUAAAUCUCGACAAAGUGGUCAAGGAGGUGCUGCAGCAGUUGAAUCCGUAGAUUUUUAUUUAUAUUUGUUGAAUCUGUUCUUUAAGAUUAUCUUUACUCUAUCUACGUACGUACAAUUAAUGCCCUUGGAGAUAUUGA
Juglans regia (Persian walnut) is the source of this 603-nucleotide messenger RNA. RefSeq names its product 7-deoxyloganetin glucosyltransferase-like. The record is from RefSeq and is a predicted model, not a curated record. Gene Ontology annotation, molecular function: UDP-glycosyltransferase activity. The coding region runs from base 1 to 516 and encodes 171 amino acids. The transcript has a single exon. NCBI's taxonomy places the organism in Eukaryota, Viridiplantae, Streptophyta, Magnoliopsida, Fagales, Juglandaceae.